This is a messenger RNA of Durusdinium trenchii, 651 nucleotides long. The record is from the annotation of a GenBank genome assembly. Lineage: Eukaryota; Dinophyceae; Suessiales; Symbiodiniaceae.
AUGGUACCAACAUACCAUGCAUGGAUGCAGGAUCCGGAGAUUCUGGAACUCACUGCAUCCGAGCCUUUGAGCCUUGACGAGGAGUAUGAGAUGCAGCAAUCCUGGCGAGACUCCGAGGACAAGCUCACCUUCAUUUUGCUUGACCAAAGCUUGCAGUCAAGCAUGGCUGGAGACGUCAACAUUUUCUUUGGGCAGGGAGAUGAUCCCGAGAAACUCUACGAACUUGGAGAGAUCGAGGUCAUGGUUGCAGCCCCCGAGAGUCGCCGUAAGGGCAUUGCGCGCGAGGCCGUGCAACUGAUGCAGGCCUUUGCCGCACAAUUUCUCGGCACGAAGCAAUUUCUGGCGAAGAUCAAGGAUGAAAAUGUGGCAUCUCAGAAGCUCUUCGAGAGUCUGGGCUACGUCCUGGAGAAGCACGUCGAGGUCUUCCAAGAGAUCCAUUACAGGUUUCAUGUGAACCGGGAAGAUUUGACGCCAAUUGUUACAGAGGAGUUGCAAGAGGACCACGACUUGGUGCUCUCAGCCUCGCUGCCCGGCCUGUCCGCGCCGGGGAGCUUCACUCGCAGCCGCGCUGGACUCAGCAUGCAGAGCAGACGGUGCGGUGCAUGGGACGCUGGAUUUUGCUGCAUUUCUUUGGGUGCAGAUGUUGAUUGA